Molecule: messenger RNA, 1930 nt
Organism: Phaeodactylum tricornutum CCAP 1055/1
Lineage: Eukaryota; Bacillariophyta; Bacillariophyceae; Surirellales; Neidiaceae
Exons: 1
Coding region: 251-1930 (559 amino acids)
Biological process (GO): cytoskeleton organization
Molecular function (GO): actin binding
Source: RefSeq, a predicted model, not a curated record
CUUGGUUGGCUUCUGACGAUUCGGUUCAUCUCUCAUCUUCUCGCUGAGCUUCUCUUCCACCCUUGAUAAAGAUUAUCCAAUCUCUGCAUGUUGUCGCCAUUUUGAAAUCAUUGUAGGCUCUAGUAUUGUCUGAUACCGGUUCAGGGUUCUGUUGCGGAAGGGCCCGGCUCAUCUCCUUUGAUCGUGUAAACAAGACAAACGUAGAAGAAGAGCUUGUUCAAUCAUUGGAUUCUUUUCCACAAAUUUUAUUAUGGCCGACGUGGAAAACCCCACAGGAAAACCUGAUGUCGGGAAUUUUACGGUGGGUAACCGAUCCUCUUUUGAGCCGAACGCGGUGGGAGCAAACCUCGUCCAGCCGUCGCUAUCUACCUUACACCAAGACGAAAAAAGUUUACUAUUGGUAGCUGCUACGCGUCAAGAAAGAGACACUUAUGGCAAUAUCGUAGUAUCGUCAGAAUCAAACGGUGUCGAUGACCUAUUGACGGAUGACGAUUACGACGAAAUUGUCGUGGAUGAAGAUUUCGAGGAGAUUGAAUACGAGGAUGAGUCAGAUGUUGAGUACAUAGAAGAGGAACUAUCAGACGAAGAGCCUGACGAUGAAGAAAGCUACACAGAAAUUACGUAUAACUCUGAUGGGGAUGAUGCAGAUUUCGUGCUAAACGGCCAAGGUAAUGCAUCGCUUCGACAGUACAAAAACGCAGCGACACGUGCUGCCGAAGAAGAGGCUAGUAGGAAAGAAGCAGAGGAGGACGAAGCUCGUAGGGAGCGGGCACGCAUUCUUGUGCGACAGAAAGAAAUGGAAAGGAAGGAACAAGAAGAGACCCGCAAGCGAGAAACCCAGGCUUUGGAAGCUGCUCGGGUAGCAGAAGAAAAAGAAAUCAGACGUCGGGAAGAAGAGGAGCGCGCUGCUCGUAUCCGCGCUGAAGAAGCAGCAGCCAUCAUUGCAGAGGAAAGAGAAGAAAAUCGCAUGCGAUUACUGGAAUUGGAGGAGCUGCGAAAGGCCGAAGAGGCAGAAGCGCGGGGCAUUGCCGCCAAAAUGGCCGCCGAAAAACGAGAAGAACAAGAAAGAAUGCGUCGACUUGAAGCUGAAGAGGCUUUGGCAAAAGCUGCGGCAGAGAAACUCAAAAUGGAAAAAGAAAUUCGUGAAAUGGAAACCAGACUAGAGGCGGCCAAACAAGCUAAAGAAGAAGCGAAGAAAAGAGAGGAAGAAGAAAGAGGCCGUUUGGCAGCAAAGGUUGAAGCCCGACGUCGUUCAGCAGAAAAGAAACUAGAGAAACUGAACACAGAAGUGCAAUCUGAGCAACCCGUUAAAGGAGCGGGUUUUGAGAUAAAACAAGACAACGAGCCGCUCGAGUUGGGAGGGGGUCCCGUUCCCUCUGCCGAACAAGGAAAAACGACAAUAGGGGCCGUAGAGGAUAAAAUUGAUACGACGGUCAACUUGGCUUCAUCAGCACUCGAUGAGGUGUCUACAAAGAAGAAAAAGGUAUUCAGAAAGGUUGUUCGUCGCGUUGUUAGAAACAAGAAUGGUGAGAUCCUUUCUUCACGAAUCGAACGAGUGGAGGACACGCCUACUGGUACGUCUGGUUUGAGCAAUACCAGCACGAUAGAAACCCCACCAAAUGAAUCUAGCCAUGCCAAGGAGCCAGCUCAAAAAGCUACACAGAGCACGAUUCCAGUAUCGAGACCGCUUGCUCCUAGUCCUGCUCAUGAGCCAGCACCAGAAUUGACACUAUCUGCAGAAAACGCCGGCGAGCACUACACGGUAAUCCAACUCCAAAAGCAGCUUGUGCCUGGUCUAGAUUACAAGAAUCGUGAAAAAUAUCUGUCUCUGUCUGAUUUCCAAGCAAUAUUUGGUUGCAACAAAGACGAGUUCGCGAGUUGGCCAAAGUGGAAGCAGACGAAUUUGAAGCGUAAAGCUAAGCUCUUCUAA